This is a messenger RNA of Alternaria atra, 1188 nucleotides long. RefSeq lists its product as uncharacterized. Gene Ontology annotation, cellular component: membrane. The record is from RefSeq and is a predicted model, not a curated record. The coding region runs from base 1 to 1188 and encodes 395 amino acids. Gene Ontology annotation, biological process: amino acid transmembrane transport. The transcript has 4 exons. Gene Ontology annotation, molecular function: amino acid transmembrane transporter activity. Lineage: Eukaryota; Fungi; Ascomycota; Dothideomycetes; Pleosporales; Pleosporaceae.
AUGUUGGACCAUAUCCGAGAUAUCGAGAGUUCGCCCCAUAUCGACCACCAUGAUUCCGACGACAGCAAACCAAUCAUCGAGCCACAACUAAAUGUUGGCGGCCAUGGCGCGACGCAGCGCCGUCUCAAGGACUAUCAUGUCACAAUGAUCGGUUUUUGUUCCGGUAUAGGGACGGGACUCUUCAUUGGAACAGGAUCUGCGUAUGCAAAUGCUGGACCAGCGGGCUUGUUGCUCGCAUAUAUCAUCGUCGGGAGUGUGUUAUGGUGUGUUAUGCAAAGUAUUGCAGAGCUGGCUACUGUGAUCCCUACUGCUGGUUCAUUUCCACAUUUUGCUAGCCGCUUCAUUGAUCCGGCGGUCGGUUUCUCCCUGGCUAUAAGUUAUGGAUACUGUUAUACUAUAUCCAUUGCUGCUGAGUGCUCAGCAUCCGCAAUUCUCGUAGGCUACUGGACCGACCUAUCGCCUGCCGUUGUCAUCACCAUCAGUCUUGUUCUCAUCCUUGCAAUCAACCUGCUGAGCGUGCGCUGGUUCGGUGAAUCUGAAGUCGCCGCAGGUACGAUCAAGAUCGCAUGCUUCCUUGGUCUAGUUUUGGUUUCUAUUGUCAUCACGUCCGGAGGCGCGCCGAAUGGUGAGACCAUUGGCUUCCGUUACUGGAACGACCCCGGGGCCUGGGUGGAUUACAAUGGUAUCACUGGGCCGACGGAUCGCCAACUUCCACAAUUCUUUGGCCGCACCUGGAGCAACGGAGUACCAUACUGGGCAGUCCUGGCGUCGUGGCUAUUCGGUCCUCUCGCAUAUCUCAGUUUGGGUUCGGGAGGCGCUGCGCAAGCUUUCGGUUGGCUGGUGAGUCUUAGCACUGUUGCGGGGUUGAUUGCCUGGGCAACAUUAUGUUUCUGCUAUAUCCGCUUUCAUGCUGCUAUGAAAGCGCAAGGACAUAGCCGAGAUAGCUUGCCCUGGAAGGGCCCGUUCCAACCUUUCACUGCGUGGUAUGGGUUUGUCGGGUCUACUAUCAUUACCUUGAUUACGGGAUUUCCUGUCUUCUUGAAGGGAAACUGGAGUACGGGUGAUUUUAUCGCCUCGUAUAUUGGCAUCCCAAUUUUCAUUGUGCCGAUCAUAAUCUGGAAGUUGUGGCACAAGACAAAAUUCGCUCGUGCCAACACCAUCGAUCUACAUUCUGGACGUCUUCGGUGA